Lactuca virosa is the source of this 2067-nucleotide messenger RNA. The record is from the annotation of a GenBank genome assembly. Lineage: Eukaryota; Viridiplantae; Streptophyta; Magnoliopsida; Asterales; Asteraceae.
AGCAGUAGCGAGACCGUUUUAGCUCUCAGACCAGUUCUCGCCUCCAUCGGCGACAACAAUUCAACGGAAAAUCCUCCGAUUUCUCUCUCCUCCGUUGAGCCACCGUGCCACUGCCGGAGGGAGAGUUAAUCUGUGAUAUUCUCGGGAUAUUAGGUAUUUAUGCGAUAAUCGAAUUAUUUUAAAUUCGAUUAGAGGACCCACCAUGAUCUUGAACUUUGUUCGCUGGAGUCCCAACAUCACAAUUCGAGGGAAUUUAUGAGCACGAGAUCUCUUCACUCGAUGCAUAGGUAACCUCCAAACUCUUAAACCCUGAUUUUCUUCCCCAAUUAUCACUUUCCAAUACACUCCGACAAACCCUCGUUUCAUGGUCCCUCCAUGUCUCCUUCCUUAUUAGGGUUCGUUGAUUAGUUAAGAUACUGUUUUCAGAUAUCAUAUUACUGCAAAAAUAUAAUGGGGAGAAUUGAAGUUUGAGGUUUUAGCCUUUUAGGUCGAAUAAACUUUUAGUUAGUGCUCUUGUUGAUUGGUUGAAAUUGUCGAUCUGGAGUUCUGUGAAUGGAGAAUGGGCCAUGCUCUGAAACUUGCUCUGAUGCUGAUUCUUCUGUCCAUAGUUCAUCCAUCUUCCAGCUCAUAUGACUUCGAGCAUUGCAAAAAUUCAGUGAAGCAAUGGGCAUCUUCUUCCCUUCAUUCAGACACCAAAGAUGGUCAUAUUCUCAAGGACUUGCUCUUUUUCCUUCAUGUCCCAAGAACAGGAGGCCGAACUUAUUUCCAUUGCUUCUUAAAGAAACUCUAUUCUAGUGCUCUAGAAUGCCCUCGAUCUUACGACAAAUUGCGUUUUAAUCCCCACAAACCAGGUUGCAGACUAUUAGUAACUCAUGAUGAUUAUAGCAUGAUGUCCAAACUUCCAACAGAGAAAACUUCGGUAGUAACAAUUUUAAGGAACCCUAUUGAGCGUGUUUUCAGUGCUUAUGAAUUUUCAAUAGAAGUAGCUGCUAGGUUUUUAGUGCAUCCAAAUUUGACCUCAGUAUUGAAAAUGUCUUCAAGAAUACGUUCCAAAAAUGGUGGCAUAAGCACUCUUGAGAUUUGGCCAUGGAAGUAUCUUGUUCCUUGGAUGAGAGAAGAUCUAUUCACACGGAGAGAUGAAAGAAAGAGAAAGGGCCCACAUUCUGCUUAUGGGAAUGAUUCAUAUGAUAUGGAGGAAAUUGUUAUGCCAUUACAUGAAUACAUACAUCACCCUGUAGCUAUGGACAUUGUUCACAAUGGUGCUACAUUCCAGGUUGCAGGUUUGACAAAUAAUUCUAAUAUUCUUGAGGCACAUGAACUUCGCCAAUGUGUAAUAACACAUGAGAUUCUUGGGAAAUAUGUGCUUGAAGUUGCAAAGAAAAGGUUGGAUGAUAUGCUGUAUGUUGGAAUCACAGAGGAUCAUAGAGAAUCUGCUACAAUGUUUGCAAAUGUUGUUGGUGCUCAAGUUAUUUCUCAGUUAAUGGCAUCAACUGUAAAUAAUAAUAAUACAUCAGAACAGGGUCCUUCAGUUUCUGAUUCCAGCAAUGAUACAACUGAUGAUCAGAUGACAGUGGGGAAACUUAUGAAAACCUAUGAAACCUGCAUUUCUUCAUUAAGAUCAUCUCAAUCACAAAGGCGUAUUGCUUCUUUGAAAAGAAUUUCUCCAGCUAAUUUCACAAAGGAGGCACGUAGAAAUGUACCUAAUACGCUUCUCAAAGAAAUUAUUUCUUUAAAUAGUCUUGAUAUGGAACUCUACAAGUAUGCAAAAGAGAUUUUUCAAAAACAGCAUCAGAUUAUGAAAUUGCAGGAUUCUGUUUCUUCUGUUACACCUGAGAAGUGGCAUUACAUGAUGUUUAGCAACAUUGAUUCUACAUGGACAGUUGCUUAUUUUCUUGGUUUCAUGUUUUUGAUUUUCUUGAUUUGCUUUUAUAAAAGUGCAAAAAGAAGGAUAUCGAAAGUUAAGGUGUGAUUAAUAUUUUUAACCAAAUAUCGAUGGGAUUUUUUUUAUGGGUUGAUGAUUUUUGUGGGAUGUGUUAUUAUUUAUUGAGAUGAAGUUUGUAAUUAUGC